AUGUCAAGCGAAAGUUCUGAGGAUGCCUUUUCAUCUGAUGAAUCAAGUGAAGACGAAGAUUUCGACGUCAAAGAAGAAACCUCUCGCAAGCGGGUCAAAAAAUCUUCAUCAAAGGGCACAAAACACCAAAAAAGGAGUGCUAAAUUCACAAAAAAUCAAUUUCUUGAAAUUGCUGCAGAUGAAGGUGAAGAGGACGAAGAAAGUGACAUUGAUCCUGAAUAUGAGCACGAGCGUCGUGAAGCUGAAAGACUUCUAAGUUCACUGCCUAAGCGCCGAGAUUAUUUAUCAGAAGAAAAGCCUGAAGACAUUGCAAGAAGAUUUGAGCAUAGAGCGACUUUACAAAUGACUGACAUCCCUAAAGACCUUUCUCAAGUCUCCCAGCAGAGAAAUUUGCCAUCAAUUCAAGACCCGAAAUUGUGGCUUGUAGGGUGUAGGAAUGGGAAAGAAAAAGAAGCGGCCAUGAAUUUGAUGCAAAAAGCUUUAUUUAAGAUGAGAGAAGGAGAGCCAUUAGAAAUUUUUUCAGCAUUUGCCUCAAAUCAUGUAAGAGAUUAUAUAUACGUAGAAGCCUAUAAGAAGGUUCAUGUUGUUACUGCCAUUAAAGGGAUUCAUUUACUGCUUGAAUAUAUUUAUUUUUUUAUAUAAAUAAUAUCAAAAUGCAAAUUAUUUUAUAUAAAUAAGCAUUUAUAAAAAAAAUCAUAAGAUUUCUAUUGUCCCAAUUGAAGAAAUGGUAGACGUUUUUUCUAUGGACAAAGCCAAAAAACUUACCAUUGAGCCUGGAAAAUUUGUCAGAAUCAAAUCAGGAGACUACAAAGGAGAUAUAGCCCAAAUUGUAAUGGUCGAAGAACACAGAGAUCGCGCACAAGUAAGAGUGGUCCCACGUCUUGAAAAAACCAGUAACCGCAAAGUGCGACCUCCAGCCAAACUUUUUAACCCAAAAGACUACCCUGACUGUGAAACCAAAAGAGACGUCAUGUCCCGAGACAUUUUUUUCUUAUGAAAUGGCUUACAAUUCCGCAACGGUCUGCUUCACAAAUCAAUGGCAAUCCGUAGUCUCCAGACUGAAAAUGUGGCCCCAACCCUCACAGAAAUCCAAAUUUUCCAAACUUCUUCACAAGAAGAAGAAAACAAGCCUUCACAAUUCCAAGGCAGGAAAAUCCAUUAUUCGCAAGGCGAUCGUGUCAAAGUAAUUAAAGGAGAUGCCAGAGGACUUACAGGGACUGUUAUGAGGGCUGCUGAAGGAAUGGUCACAAUCCUUCCAAGUAUAGCAGAACUUGCCAAUCAGCAGCUAAAUUUCCCUGAGUCUGAAGUCAGCAAGUUUUUUGAGGUCGGCGACCAUGUAAAGGUAUCUGGAGGGAGAUAUUCAGGUGUUACCGGGAUGAUUGCGGCUACCAAAGAAACGACUGCAGAUUUAAUGUGUGAUGUCUCCAAAGACGUGAUUUCAGUUCUUUUUAAUGACUUAAAGUUAACUGAUGAAAUAAGCUCGGGAGUCCAGCAUACUGAGGCUUAUAAAGUCUAUGACAUCGUCACAUUAAAUAAUGAUAAAGCCUUUGGUAUAUAUUUUUUGUGCUAAAUUGUAUUAUGUUUUGGUAAUUUUUGUGGUUAUGGCCCAGAAUUAAAAUAAAAUUGGCUUGAAAUUAUUAUCAAAAUGUAUAUUUAUGGGGUUUUGUAUGAUAAAAUUGCCAAAGUAUUAUAGAAAAUAGGAAAUAGUUAGGGAUUUAUAAAAUAGAUAGGAAAAUGAAUAGUUGUUAAGGUAGAUAAUGACUGUGUAAAGGCUGUCAUGGAUAAUGGGGAAACUAAAAAUGUAUGGUAUCAUGAGGUAGCCAAGAAAUAUAUCGCCAGAAGAGCUGCUGCAGUUGAUAGAGAUGGGAAUUCAUUAGUUGCAGGAGAUAUGGUAAAAAUCAGCUAUUUUAAGCAUGAUCUGCAUGAUAAAAUUGGGGCGAUAAAAAAUUCAUUAAGAGGUGUGUUAUUUUUAAAUAUCCCUGAUUCAGUGGCCACUGCAAAUAUAGUCCCUAUAAAGGCUAGCUAUUGCUUAAUUAUACUAUAUUUAUAUAAAUCUGUCACGUUUUAUAAUAAAAUAUUAUUAAUUCAAUUGAUUAUAAUUUACCUUAUUAGGCGGCGAAAGAAAAGAGGUAGCAGCUCCUGAGCCUUCUCCAAAAGACGUUGUUGGCAAAUAUGUAAGAAUCACUGAAGGCCCAUAUCGUGGGUAUACAGGGAAAAUCAUAAAAUUGAUGGACAGAAGAGCUAUGAUUGAAUUAAACACCAAAAACAAAACUAUAACAAUUGACCUUAGCGCCUGUGCAGAGGUAAAAUCUGUUGCAAACGGCAUGGCUAUUCAAUCUGCACAAGACGUAAUGAAAACUCCUGCACAGUCCCCUGGGUAUCCUAUGCAGACGCCAGCACCUCACGAUAUUGCAUCUCCAUGGGAAACCCCUAGAAAUGAUCCAUUUAAAGCUGAUUAUAUGCGCUCGCCUAGUGCUUCGCGUAGAUACUAA
Messenger RNA from Blepharisma stoltei, 2492 nucleotides. The record is from the annotation of a GenBank genome assembly. NCBI's taxonomy places the organism in Eukaryota, Ciliophora, Heterotrichea, Heterotrichida, Blepharismidae.